GCGACCCCCCAUCGCUGAGGAUUAGACAUGUCUCCCAGCAUCACACUCUUGGACUGCUUUUCCCCAAUGCUGUGCCACUGCAAGGUAGCAUGCACCAACGGCACCAUCUCGCUCAUGUUCGGAUGCAAGAAGUACCGGCUUCAAGAUGAAGACGUCACCUCUCCCGCACCACACGGAACUCCCCCUCACCACCGGGGGGCGCAAGAGCAUGGAGCGGCACCUGAGCUGGUCCAGGUGUCAGAGAAGAACAUCUCCCAGAUCCAAAAUGUCCACGGAUAUGUCUCCCACUCACACAUCUCGCCUAUGAGGGUAGAGUCUCUGGACUUUGACGAGCCGUCUGGUGGAGAGGAGGCGCCAGCUCCACCCUUCUCCUCGCUGUACGCUCACAGCCACACCCUACAGCAGGCAAGUCCAGCACCAGUGGUGGUGAACACAGAGAGCAUUGACGCGCCUUACAUAGACUCACCUGCAUACGUCAAUGGAACCGAGGCAGAUUACGAGUUUGAGGAGAUCACUCUGGAGCGGGGGAAUUCCGGCCUGGGCUUCAGUAUUGCAGGAGGGACAGACAAUCCUCAUAUCGGAGAUGACCCCAGCAUCUUCAUCACCAAGAUCAUCAGUGGGGGAGCUGCUGCCAUGGACGGACGCCUCAAGGUGAAUGACUGCAUUCUGAGCGUGAAUGAUGUGUGUGUGCGAGAGGCAACGCACAGUCAGGCGGUGGACGCCCUUAAAGAGGCCGGCGCCAUCGUCAGACUCUACGUACGACGACAGAAAUACCUGAGCCACAAAAUCGUCGACAUCAAACUCAUCAAAGGACCAAAAGGUCUGGGCUUCAGUAUUGCUGGUGGUGUGAGUAACCAGCACAUACCCGGAGACAACAGCAUCUACGUCACAAAGAUCAUCGAGGGGGGAGCGGCACACAGAGACGGGAGACUGCAGACAGGCGACAAACUACUGGCAGUAAACUGUGCGUGUCUAGAGGAGGUGACCCAUGAGGAGGCUGUGGCAGCGUUGAAGAGCACACCUGAUGUGGUCUACCUGAAAGUGGCCAAACCCUCCAGCGUGGUCAUGAGCGACAGCUCUGCCCUGCCUGACAUCACCAGCACGUAUUCCCCGCACGUGGACAGCUACAUUAGCCCCCCCGGUCACCUGACACCCCCCACACCCGGACACUACUCCCCCCUCCCCACAGGCAUGCUGGGAGAGGAAGACAUCCCAAGAGACCCUCGUCGCGUGGUGCUGCAUCGGGGCAUGACGGGGCUGGGCUUUAACAUUGUGGGCGGGGAGGACGGGGAGGGCAUCUUCAUCUCCUUCAUCCUCACUGGAGGACCAGCUGACCUCAGUGGAGAGCUGAGGAAAGGGGACCGCAUCCUCUCUGUGAAUGGUGUGGACCUCCGCAGUGCCACUCAUGAACAGGCAGCGGCAGCCUUGAAGAAUGCUGGACAGACGGUCACCAUUGCAGCGCAGUACAGUCCAGAGGACUACAGCCGUUUCGAGGCGAAGAUCCAUGACCUCCGGGAGCAGAUGAUGAGCAGUGCCGUCUCUUCUGCUUCCGGGUCGCUACGCACCAGCCAGAGGAAGAGUUUCUACGUCAGAGCUCUAUUUGACUAUGAUUCGCGGAGGGAGUCGAGAGGCGCGUCCCCGACACUGGACUUCUGUUUCGGGGACAUCCUGCAUGUGGUGAACGCGGUGGACGACGACUGGUGGCAGGCGAGACGCGUCACGGCCCACGGAGAGGAGGAGGACAUCGGGGUCAUCCCCAGCAAGAGGAGAGUGGAGCUGCAGGACCGUUCACGGUUAAAGACGUCCAAAUCCAAACAUAGAGAGAAAGCGGCCAGCCAUGAUGACAGAGGCCUGAAGCAUGUCACCUUUAACUCCAGUGAUAGUGACAGUAGUUACCAUGGCAAUUGUGGUCAGGAGGAGUGUUUCUCUUAUGAAACAGUUUGUCAGCAGGAGGUGAACUACAUGCGUCCUCUGAUCAUCCUGGGACCAAUGAAAGACCGGGUCAACGAUGACCUCAUCACAGAGUUCCCCGACAAGUUUGGGUCAUGUGUCCCUCACACUACUCGUCCGCGGCGGGACUAUGAGGUGGACGGUCAGGACUAUCACUUUGUGAUGUCACGAGAGCAGAUGGAGAGAGACAUUCAGGAGCAGCGCUUCAUCGAGGCCGGCCAGUACAACUCCCACCUGUACGGAACCAGCAUCCAGAGCGUCAGAGAGGUGGCAGAGAAGGGUCAGCACUGUAUUCUGGAUGUGUCCGGUAAUGCCAUCCAGAGACUGCAGCAAGCUCAACUCCACCCAAUCGCCAUCUUCAUCAAGCCCAAAUCUGUGGAAAAUGUGCUGGAGCUAAAUAAACGGCAGUCAGAGGAUCAGGGCCGUAAAACACUGGAGAGAGCCAUGAGGCUGGAGAUGGAGUUUACCCAACACUUCACAGCGAUGGUGCAGGGGGACACUCUAGAGGAAGUGUACAGUGGCGUGAAGCAGAUCAUCCAGGAGCAGUCGGGACACUACAUCUGGGUGCCCACCUAGGACAAGCUGUGACUCUCCACACUACAACUCCCAGGCUGCAUUUCACUGGUUACACUUCAGCACACAGACUACACGUCCCAGACUGCAUUUCACAGGCUGCACAUCAGCACACAGACUACAGCACCCAGACUGCAUUGCACAGGCCACACACAGUCUACAACUCCCAGGCUCCAUUUCACAGGUUACAGUUCAGCAAACAGACUACUGCUCCCAGACAGCACUUAACAAGCUACAUUUCAGCUAAUAGGCAAGUCACAGUGUGCUACAUGUCCCAUACUGUAUUUCACAUACUACGUGUCCCAUACUGCACUUCACACACUAUGUGUUCCAUACUCCAGUCCCACAUGUGAUAUACAUAUCACAUACUAAAGAUCACAUACUACAUAACACAUACUAAAGUCACAUACUACAUAUCAUAUGCUAAAGUCACACACUACCUAUCAUGUACUACAUAUCACAGGUCACAUACUACAUAUCAUAUACUAAAGUCACACACUACCCAUCAUACAGUAUAUUACAUAUCACAGGUCUCAUACUGCAUAUCACAUUCCAAGGUCACAUAUCACAGAUCACAUACUACACACCAGAAAAGUACACAUACUGUGCUACAUGUCACAUACUACUUGUCAUAUACUACAUGUCAGACCACAUGUUAAAUACUACGUGUCAGACAGACUACACGCCUUCACUUCUGUUUUACUGAGUUGGUCUAACUCACAACUGCCCAUCUCUUUCUCUAUUGCUUCCUUUCAUUACACCUCUCUCUAUCCCUUGUUUCUCUCUUUCAUUACACCUCUCUCUAUCCCUUAUUUCUCUCUUUUAUUACACCUUUAUACUCUCUUGUUCCUUCUCUAUUGCUUCCCGUUAUUAUAACUCUCUCUCCCUCUCUUAUUAUUGCUCUCAGUCUAUCCAUUCUCUUUUAUUCUUCUCCUCUAACUUCUCUCUCUCUUCUUAGCUCUCGCCCAUAUUUCAUUCUCUCUCUCUCUCUCUCUCUCUCUCUCUCUCUCUCUCUCUCCAUGUCUCUCUCUCCCAUGCUGCCCUGUGUGCUGUUAUGUAAUUGUAUGAUUCCUUAAUGUUUAAGGGAGGAGGGGACCGUUGUUUACUGAUGGCAUUAUUAGAUUUUUUCUUUUCUUUUUUUAAAUAACCGAAGUAAUACCUUGUAUGUUUGGUGCACUAAAAAAGUUCUGAAGCAUAACUUUGCACGUUGAGCAUGUUUAGACUCAUUUCUCCAUUGCUAUGUUGGUUUUCUCUCAAAUGUAUUUUUUCAGAGAUGUGUUAUCUAAGAGAAAUGUAUAAAUGGCACACUCUUCCUUCAUAUCAUCUUUUACCUCCAUGUGGACUUGGACAUGGAAUACUCACUCACUCACUCUCACACACACACUUACACACACACACACACACACACACACACACACGUGCACACACACUUACACACACACACACACACACACACACACACACACACACACACACACACAGACACAAACGCACACAUACACAUACACAGAGGGUUGUUUCUCUGUGCUCUGCAUUGCAUUCCUCUCUAGCGACUCUUCCACUCUUCCAUUCAUGAUUGUGUUAUCAAGUAAAGGUGCUUUAGCUACGAUCUGACACAACACACAUCACUGAAUGAAGCUACAGGUGUUUUUGUGCUCAUGGGAACAAAGAGCACCAAUGCAAAAAUUGAAGCGAUUCAUUGUACACUAAGAAACUGAACAGAUAUUUAACCAUCAGUAAACUGCCUAUUUUGUUAUAAUAAAACACUAAUUACGCUUUACUUACA
Sardina pilchardus (European sardine) is the source of this 4309-nucleotide messenger RNA. RefSeq names its product discs large homolog 1-like protein. Gene Ontology annotation, biological process: neurotransmitter receptor localization to postsynaptic specialization membrane; receptor clustering; chemical synaptic transmission. Gene Ontology annotation, molecular function: kinase binding. Lineage: Eukaryota; Metazoa; Chordata; Actinopteri; Clupeiformes; Clupeidae. Bases 28 to 2526 code for a protein of 832 amino acids. The transcript has 23 exons. The record is from RefSeq and is a predicted model, not a curated record. Gene Ontology annotation, cellular component: neuron projection; basolateral plasma membrane; neuromuscular junction.